Molecule: messenger RNA, 1686 nt
Organism: Carassius carassius (crucian carp)
Lineage: Eukaryota; Metazoa; Chordata; Actinopteri; Cypriniformes; Cyprinidae
Product: elastin-like
Exons: 31
Coding region: 79-1686 (535 amino acids)
Source: RefSeq, a predicted model, not a curated record
UCCUGCCUUUUUCCAGGUGCAGGAGUAGUUCCUGGUGCGGCUGGGAUUGUGCCAGGAGCUGGAGGGGUCUAUCCUGGAAUGGGAGGUCUUACUCCUGCUCAAGCAAAAGCUGCUAAAUACGGUGCAGGAGCAGUUCCUGGUGGUGCUGGGAUUGUGCCAGGAGCUGGAGGGGUCUAUCCUGGAACGGGAGGUCUAACUCCUGCUCAAGCAAAAGCUGCUAAAUACGGUGCAGGAGCAGUUCCUGGUGCGGUUGGGAUUGGUCCUGGUGAUGCUGGGAUUGUGCCAGGAGCUGGAGGGGUCUAUCCUGGAACGGGAGGUCUUACUCCUGCUCAAGCAAAAGCUGCAAAAUACGGUGCAGGAGUAGUUCCUGGUGCGGCUGGGAUUGUGCCAGGAGCUGGAGGGGUCUAUCCUGGAAUGGGAGGUCUUACUCCUGCUCAAGCAAAAGCUGCUAAAUACGGUGCAGGAGCAGUUCCUGGUGGUGCUGGGAUUGUGCCAGGAGCUGGAGGGGUCUAUCCUGGAACGGGAGGUCUUACUCCUGCUCAAGCAAAAGCUGCUAAAUACGGUGCAGGAGCAGUUCCUGGUGGUGCUGGGAUUGUGCCAGGAGCUGGAGGGGUCUAUCCUGGAACGGGAGGUCUUACUCCUGCUCAAGCAAAAGCUGCUAAAUACGGUGCAGGAGCAGUUCCUGGUGCGGUUGGGAUUGGUCCUGGUGGUGCUGGGAUUGUGCCAGGAGCUGGAGGGGUCUAUCCUGGAACGGGAGGUCUUACUCCUGCUCAAGCAAAAGCUGCUAAAUACGGUGCAGGAGCAGUUCCUGGUGGUGCUGGGAUUGUGCCAGGAGCUGGAGGGGUCUAUCCUGGAACGGGGGGUCUUACUCCUGCUCAAGCAAAAGCUGCUAAAUACGGAGUAGUUCCUGGUGCUGCUGGGAUUGUGCCAGGAGCUGGAGGGGUCUAUCCUGGAACGGGAGGUCUUACUCCUGCUCAAGCAAAAGCUGCAAAAUACGGUUUGGGUGGGGCAGCUGGUACUGGUUUUGUACCUGGUAUUGGAGUACUGUACCCUGGAGCUGGAGGUGCACCAGUUGGUGGAGUAGUGGGGGGAGCUGGAGGAAUUCCUGGAACAGCAACAGGGGCUGGAGGUGGAGUGAAGCCUCCUAAAUAUGCAGGAGGGGCCGGUGUUGUCCCAGGCUAUGGUUCUGUUGCUGGGUUCGGAGGAGUUCCUGGAGCUGUGCCUGGGUCUGGAGGGCUAGGAGCUGGAGCCAAACCUCCUAAAUAUGGAGUGCCUGGAGGAGUACAAAUAACUGGAGCAGGAGGAUUCCCUGUUGGAGCAAAGGCUCUUAAAUAUGGGUAUCCAGCAGGAGUUAAACCUCCGAAAUAUGGAGGUGCAGCAGGAGCACCACUGCCUGGAACUGGGACAGGACUGACACCAGGUGUUGGGGUUGGAGGAUAUCCUGGUGGAGUCAAACCUCCUAAAACUGGCGCUGGGAUCACUGGAACUGGUAUAGCAGCUCCUGGUGCAACACCUGGUGGUGAUGUAGUGGUCGUACCGGGUGGCACAGGCAUUGGUGUUCCUGGUGGUACUGGUCUCCCCGUUGCACCAAAUGGAAAACCAGCAAAGCUUCCAACCCUGGCCCCUGAAGGGACUGCUGUACCAGGUGGAGCACAAAGAGUGCCUAGUGCUGGUGAGUAUAAAUAG